CCUCCCCCGGCCCCGCUCAGUACUGUUGCUGCUCUCCAGCCCGCGGUGAUCAGAUCCCAGGACACAAAAUGGCGCACAGCUGUCGGUGGCGGUUCCCAGCUCGGCCAGGGACCGGCCGACGGUUGGGGGCCCGACACAGGCUGGCAGCCGUGCUGAAGGACGAAGGGGCCGAGAGCAGGAGCAGCCCGGACUCUCCCGGGAAUGCCAACGUCGGAUGUGGGGUGGUGGUUGUGGCCCCCGGGGGCCCAGGAAGCUGUUUGGGGGUAGGACCCGGGUUUGAUGCAGCGCUGCAAGUGUCGGUGACCAUCGGGAGCAACCUGAGGAGGUUCAGGGAUGUAUCCGGAGGGAGCAGCGGGGAGGAGGACCUGUUUCUAGGAUUUGGAUCGGAUGAAGAAGUGAAGACUCGCAGUCCUUCAAAGUCACCCACAGAUAAGACAACCCCAAGAAAACCUCGUGGUAGGCCCCGUAAUACCCUGAACAGGAGCUUUGAAGCUUCAACCAUCCCCACAGAGAAUCUUAGCACUUCAGCAAAUAAACAUGAGGUCAGGCCUUUAGAUAAAGCAAGAAAACCAGAAUACAAACAUGAAGAGAAAAGACGAGGUAGACCUCCAGCACAAGGAAGUGUCAAGUUCAAAUUGGCGCAAGAGAAAAAUGUCCCUGAGCCCACAAAAGCUCCCCGUGAGAAUAAAUCAAAGAGGAGAAAACCUUCAACCACAUUUCAACAUGCUACCAAGAUUAAGAAACUUCGAGCAGUUAAAUUGUCUCCACUUAAGUUCAAAACUAACAAAUUACACCUGGGUAGAAAAGGUGGUGUUCCUGUUGUCAGACGGCGUGGACGCCCCCCUUCCUCAGAGAGGAUUAAAGAGGUACCUUCUGUUGUUCCAGUAAGGCAGUCUCAAGCUGAAAAAACCCAGAGGAGCCGCAAGGAAGACUCCCCGCAGCCAUCAAAAGAGGAGAGCAGAGUGUCCGUUCGACAGAGUCCACGUAGGAUGAAGCCAGUGAGAAUAAUCCCUUCCUCCAAGAGGACAGAUACCACCAUUGCCAAGCAACUUCUUCAGAAAGCUAAAAAGGGGGCUCAGAAGAAGAUGGAGCUAGAAGCAGCAAAACUUCAGGGGCGCAAAGGUGGCACACAGCUCAAAAACAUACGCCAGUUUAUAAUGCCCGUGGUAAGUACUGUCUCCUCUCGCAUCAUCAAAACACCACGAAGGUUCAUAGAGGAUGAGGACUAUGAACCUCCUAUCAAAAUCGCUAGGCUAGAAACUGCCACCAACAGUGGACGUUUUAGUGCUGCUUCCUGUGGUUCCAGUGAGAAAUCAAGUGCCGCCUCCCAACGAUCUUCUCAGGCCACCUCAGAUGACUCACGCUCUAGCAGCCCAAGUGUGGACACAUCAACAGAAUCUCAUGCUUCAGAGGAGACAUUGGCUAUUAAUGAAAAUCAAGGACUGGUAGCAGACACCCCACUACCCACCCCUCAAGUACCCCCAGAGAGCAAUGGCUGUGGCACAAGAAGUAGGAGGAUUCCUGUCUGCAAUAGAGCCUUUAGUUCCAGGCCUGGGAAAAAACUACUCUCUCAGCCGUCUCUUCAGCAGCCAUCUACAUCACCACCACCACCCUUGUUAAGUCCCCCUGCACCUUUACAAUCUUCUGCAAAUCUCUCUGAUCAUACACCUUGGUUAAUGCCUCCUACAAUCCCUAUGGCUACUUCCUUCCUCUCUGCCUCACGCAUGCAUGAAAAGCGAAGGUCUAUCCUUAGAGAACCAACCUUUCGCUGGACUUCUCUGAAACAUUCCAGAUUAGAAUCUCAAUACUUUUCCUCUGCCAAAUAUGCCAAAGAAGGACUUAUUAGAAAACCUGUCUUUGACAAUUUUAGACCACCUCCUCUUACUCCUGAAGAUGUUGGUUUGGCAUCUGCCUCUGGAUUCUCUUCAAGUGUGGGAGGUCCUGGGAGGCUAUUUUCCCCACUCCAUGCCUCUGGAGGUCGGUUUGAUCAUAAACGGAGCCCUAUUCUCCGUGCACCCAGAUUCACUCCUAGUGAAGCACAUUCCCGUAUCUUUGAGUCUGUCACACUCCCAUCCUCUGUGUGUCGUUCAGGUGGAGCGUCUUCCAUAUUAAGUAUGUCUGUUCGAAGGAGAAAAAGGAGAGUUUUUAGCCCCAUCCGUAGCUCUGAGCCUCGUUCCCCAUCUCACUCAAUGAGGACACGGAGCAGGAGAGUGAGUAGCAACAUGUCCUCCUUCACAUCUCAGUCAACAUCCUCUCUUUCCAGCAUCAAUGUCAGCCCUCUCUCAGUCAGUGCCUUAAACCCUAGCUUCUCUCUUUCUUCCACUUCAGUUACACCAGUUCCUGGAGAUUCAGCAGAGAAAACACAAAAACCCAGAAAGCAAGCCAGUACUGCAGGGGAGCCAUUCUCCACCUCUUCCAAUAGCUCUACAGCUCUCUUCAACUGGUUCCCUUCCAGUCCACAAGCAGAAAGAGGGAGGAGCAAGGGAAGGGCAUCCGAGGAAGUGCCUAAGGAUAAGGACAUGGAAAGGAACAGGGAGAAAGAAUUAGAGAAGGAGAAUUCACGUGACUCUAGGAAGGACAAGAGAAAAAAGGGCUUGGGGGCUGCAUGCAAGGCUAGCAAGGAAAGCAAUGCUGAGGGAAUUGCCACUACUACCACACCUGGUAAGAUUCAUGGUAAGAAGAAACCUGCUGCAACAGAGCCUUCCUUUGACACAUCUCCAACUGUGGUGGAGUCCACUCCAGCAAAAUGCAAGGUAUCCAGGAAAGGACGGGGAACUUCUGAAAAACCUGACCUGGAUAACAAUGCCAAACCUCUACCCACUGAAGCACCAACACACCAACCAGACCAGCCUGUGAGUGCAGUCAAGACCUCUACUACAGCCAUCAGCUCUAUGUUGGCCCAGGCGGACAAAUUUCCAGUUUCUGACAAACAUGUGGCCAGUCUCCUGAGGAAAGCCAAAGACCAGUUAUGCAGGAUUGAGAAGACGAAGUUCUUGAAACGGGCAGACCAGCCCAAAGCUCAGGGCCAGGAAAGUGACUCUUCUGAGACUUCUGUGCGUGGACCCAGGAUUAAGCAUGUUUGCCGUCGAGCUGCUGUUGCUCUUGGACCUCUUGGACGCAAGAGGGCUGUAUUUCCAGAUGACAUGCCCACCUUGAGUGCCUUACCGUGGGAGGAGCGAGAGAAGGUCUUGUCUUCCAUGGGAAAUGAUGACAAGUCAUCAGUUGCUGGUUCAGAGGAUGCUGACCCACCAGCUCCACCACUGAAACCUAUCAAACAGGUAAUGCGCAACAAGACUCCACAGGAGCCUCCUGUUAAAAAGGGGCGUCGCUCACGUCGCUGUGGUCAAUGCUCAGGUUGCCAGGUGCCUGAAGAUUGUGGCGUCUGCACCAAUUGCUUGGAUAAACCUAAAUUUGGAGGAAGAAACAUCAAAAAACAAUGUUGCAAGAUGCGAAAAUGCCAAAACUUGCAGUGGAUGCCCUCUAAAGCGUACUUGCAGAAGCAAGCUAAAGCUGCAAAAAAGAAAGAAAAGAAGUCCAGAUUAACAGACAAGAAGGAGACACCUGUGGUCAAACUUCCAGCAGAACCCUCACCAAAAAUUAGUGUGACCCCAGCCCCCACAACCACAUCUCCUGUUGUGCGAGAGGAGCCACCGCCACAACAACCAACCAAAAAAAGUGAGCCUUCCAAGAAAACUGAUGAGGAAAAAAUUGAGGAAGAGAACCAACAGAGUCCACCCUGUGAGGCCAAGCAACCACCAGUUUCCCGUAAAGCCACCAAGCAAAUUCUCCAGCAGUCUACGGUGACUCCACUCUCGCCACAAGCUAGCUCUUUAUCUCCUGCCAAGAAGGAAUCCCCAAAAAUGGCUUCAUGCGAGUUUAGGAAAAAGCAGUCUCCAGUGACGCCGGAAAUCAAUACUGAAAAUAAACAGAAGAAGAUGCCUACUAGAUUGGGGUUACCAUCAAAACCCAAAGCUAAGGAGAAGGACAAGCCAGUAUCUACCAACAAGACAGAGAUCACUUUUAACAUGCUAAACACGAUAUGUAGUGGGGGUAGCUCCAGGCAGAAACCAGUUGCUGAUGGGGUGCACCGGAUUCGUGUGGAUUUUAAGGAGGAUUGUGAAAUUGGAAAUGUGUGGGAGAUGGGAGGCCUUGGCAUACUCACGACAGUCCCCAUCACUCCCCGUGUGGUUUGCUUCCUCUGUGCGAGUAGUGGGCAUGUGGAUUUUGUAUACUGUCAGGUGUGUUGUGAGCCUUUUCAUAGGUUCUGCUUGGAAGAGCGAGAGAGACCUUCUGAAGAUCAGCUAGAGAACUGGUGUUGCAGACAUUGCAAAUUCUGCCACGUGUGUGGAAGACAGCAGCAAACCACCAAGCAGCUAUUGGAGUGUAACAAGUGCCGUAACAGCUACCACCCAGAGUGCCUGGGACCAAACUACCCAACCAAACCUACGAAGAAAAAGAGAGUUUGGAUAUGCACAAAGUGUGUCCGUUGUAAAAGUUGCGGUUCUACCACACCUGGGAAAGGCUGGGAUGCACAGUGGUCACAUGACUUCUCACUGUGCCAUGACUGUGCCAAAUUGUUUGCUAAAGGUAACUUCUGUCCCCUGUGUAAUAAAUGUUAUGAUGACGAUGAUUAUGAGAGCAAGAUGAUGCAGUGUGGGAAGUGUGACCGCUGGGUGCAUUCGAAGUGUGAAAGCCUGACUGAUGAAAUGUAUGAGAUCCUUUCCAACCUACCUGAAAGUGUGGCCUACACUUGUGUAAAUUGCACUGAGCAACAUCCGGCAGAGUGGAGACUGGCACUUACCAACGAGUUGCAAGCCUCUCUGAAAUAUGUGCUAACGGCUCUGCUGAAUUCCCGCACUUCCAGCCAUCUCCUUCGCUAUCGUCAGGCAGCAAAACCUCCUGACUUAAACCCGGAGUCAGAAGAGAACAUGCCGUCCCGGAGUUCUCCUGAAGGUCCAGAUCCUCCUAUUUUGACACAGGUUGGCAAACCAGAUGAGCAGCCUCCACCUGAUUUAGAGGGAGUGAAGAAGAAGAUGGAUCAAGGCAGGUACACAUCUGUGUUGGAACUGAGUGAUGAUAUAGUAAGAAUAAUACAGGCCGCAAUGAAUGCAGAUGGAGGACAGCCAGAAUUGAAGAAAGCAAACAGCAUGGUUAAAUCCUUCUUUACAAGGCAAAUGGAGCGUGUCUUCCCUUGGUUUAAUGUAAAGAAGUCCAGGUUUUGGGAGCCAAACAAGGUUACCAGCAAUAGCAGCAUGUUACCCAAUGCAGUGCUGCCUCCAUCUCUGGAUCAUAAUUAUGCUCAGUGGCAGGAGCGGGAAAGUAGAUUGGCUGAGCAACCACCACUAAUGAAGAAAAUCAUCCCAGCACCAAAAGCCAAGUCCCCAGGAGAACCGGAGUCGCCUCAACCAGUUCAUACUCCCACUCCACCAGCCAUGUUAGCCAUUGAGCAUAACCGGGCUGAGAGUCCAGAGCAACCCCUUCCUCCUGGUGUUGAUGAUAAUCGGCAAUGUGCACUAUGCUUGAAGUAUGGGGAUGAUAAUGCCAAUGACGCUGGUCGACUUCUGUACAUUGGGCAGGAUGAAUGGACGCAUGUAAAUUGUGCCUUGUGGUCAGCUGAGGUCUUUGAAGAUGACGAUGGAUCUCUGAAGAAUGUGCACAUGGCAGUUAUCAGAGGAAAGCAAUUGCGAUGUGAGCAUUGCUUGAAGCUUGGUGCAACAGUUGGCUGCUGCCUCAAUUCCUGCACCAGUAACUACCAUUUCAUGUGCUCUCGGGUAAAGAACUGUGUGUUCCUAGAGGACAAGAAGGUUUACUGUCAGAAGCACAAAGACUUGAUCAAAGGGGAGGUUGUGUCUGAUAACAGCUUCGAGGUUCAGAGAAGGGUUUUUGUGGACUUUGAGGGGAUGAACCUUCGCAGAAAAUUUCUAAAUGGCUUGGAACCAGACAAUAUCCAUAUGAUGAUAGGCUCUAUGACUGUAGACUGCCUGGGAAUACUGACAGAUCUCUCCGACUGUGAAGAGAAACUUUUCCCUAUUGGCUAUCAAUGUUCACGAGUCUAUUGGAGCACAACUGAUGCCCGCAAGCGCUGUGUGUAUACGUGUAAGAUUUUGGAAUGUCGACCACCACCACCAGAGCCUGACAUUAACAGCACUGUAGAGCAUGAAGAGAACCGUACUAUUGCUCACAGUCCCAAGCUUCUUACAAGCGACAUGCAAGAAUCUCAGGACUCGGAUUCUAUAAAAAGUCAUGAUUCACUUGGACUCCCCUCUUCAGAUUCCAUUUCCUCCACGCCAGUUUCAAGUCCGUGGAUUGCCUCUCGUCCAACUGUAGGUAUCAAGGUCCGUACACCUAGAUAUUCCCCAAAUCAGCGUUCACCAGGAUCACGCCCUCUUCCAUCAGCAGGAAGCCCAUCUCCAGUUAUACAUGAGAUUGUUACUGUUGGUGACCCCCUUCUCUCUUCUGGUCUUCGAAGCAUUGGGUCCCGGAGGCACAGUUCCUCAUCUCUUUCACCCCAACAGCAAAAACCUCGUCUGACGUCCCCACCAGGUGUAGCUGUGACCUCUGCAGAUCAUAGUACAAACUGUGUAGAUAACUUACAGUUAGAAACCUCCACAAAGAGCAACUUCUCAAACAAUGUAUUAAGAACAUCUGGAGGAAAGGCUGAACAACUGCCAGAAACAGGAAAAACUGGUAUCUUGGAGAACCUAUCCAAAAUCACUACCUACAAAACUGACAAGACAAGACCAUCCGCUCCUAAAAUCUCAGACCCUUCCAGUCAUAUCAGUCCUAAAAUCCCAUCUCUAUCACAAGGGGUAUCUACCAUAGAUCCUGCUCCAGUACUGAUAAACUCAAAGGCUUCACCCACUCCACACCAAAGGGCAACAAGGAGAGACAAGGAUCAACAUUUAAACCUCUGUCUGGCAGAUAAGCCUGCUUCAUUGGAUACAGGAAAAGAUCAACAGGUGCCCAUUAGCAAUCAUGGAAACAGUGUGACCAAAGACAAACGGCCAAAAUCCAAGAAACCGCUGCUGGAAAAUACAAAAGAGAAACAUUCCAGUAAACCCACCUGUGAUAUUGAGCCACCAUCAUGUGAAGGCCAGAAACUGACAAACACCAAUGGGAAUCACAUGAAACCAGAUACUGACAACUUUAGAUCACAUAUCCACAACAAACAUAUUGAUAAAACUACAAGCAGUGGAGGAAACUCACAGCUUGAUGCCGCUAUAUCCAGCAACAGGAAAAGUACGCAAGCAAAGGUGGUAAAGGAUGGACCUCAAGAAACUGAGGUAGAACAGCAAAUUGCUGCAUCUCCACAACAGCUUACAGAAUUACCAGAUAUUAGAAAGGUUCAAGACAUUCCUAAAGGAACAAGUGACAUAAUACACACAAUCACAAAUACAGAUUCUGAGCCUCCAGCGGGCAACUCCUAUCCUUCUCAGGACUCAAGUUUGUUACUUCAGGAUGGAAGCAAAACCCAGGAAGAAAGUUCCUAUAAAAGACGCUACCCCAGGAGAAGUGCCAGGGCACGUUCUAACAUGUUUUUUGGCCUGACUCCACUGUAUGGUGUCCGUUCCUAUGGUGAGGAAGAUCUUCCCUUCUGCAGCAGCACUCCGGGUAAGAAACGAGGGAAAAGGUCAGCAGAAGGUCAGGUAGAUGGUGCCGAUGACCUAAGCUCGUCAGAUGACGACGAUGCAUAUUAUUACAACUUCUCAAGAACAGUUGUUUCAUCUGUGGUGGAUGACAGACUGGGGUUGCACACACUUUUUAAAGAGGAGGAUCAGCGUGAUCUCCACAAGAUCCCACAACUUGACGGUGUAGAUGAUGGGACAGAAAGUGACACAAGUGUCACCAUCACAACAGGGAAGUCUGGACAAACAGGCAAGAGGAGUGGUAAACAAAACGGGGCUGAUAAACUUGAAGCAGCUGAAGACAGGGGAGAAAAAGGUCACACAGCAAAGUCUCACAAGGUGUCAGACUCCAAAAUUGAUAACUGCCACCCUGUGAAGCAAGAUUCAUUAGAGACACAGCUAAGCCUGGACACACCACGCAGAGGUGCAGAAAAGAAUCUACUGGACCAAUUCAAUUCAGAACUGCUCAAAUCUGACAGUGACAACAACAACAGUGAUGACUGUGGUAAUAUUCUUCCCAUAGAUAUAAUGGAUUUUGUGUUGAAGAAUACACCAUCAAUGCAAGCUUUGGGAGAAAGUCCAGAGUCUUCGUCCUCUGAACUCCUUACAUUGGGAGAUGGAUUAGGUCUGGACAGCAACCGGGGGAAGGAUAUGGCCUUAUUUGAGGUAUUUUCAACACAACUUCCUUCAUCAGAAAAUGUUGAUGGAGCAGUUCCCUCAGCUAUGUCAGCAGAAGAGCAAUUUGAGCUGCCCCUAGAAUUGCCGUCUGAUCUCUCUGUUCUUACAACUCGCAGUCCUGCUCUUCCCAACCAGAACCAUAGCAGACUAGCCGUCAUUUCUGAGCCUCAAAUGUCAUCUCCUAGUGAACGUUCCCUUUUGUCCAUUCCUCCAGCAGACACAGUGGAAAAAAGGGUGACUGUUACAGAGAAGCCUGUGGCAGCAGAUGAUGGGGAUUCCACUCUCUUGGGACAGAGUGUUGAUAGGACACCUGAAGGUCACAUCACACCAGAUCGGUUCAUUCCAGAACAUAUAUCUAGAUCUCCCUGUGCACAGGCAGAACAUACAGGCAGUCAGGAUCUUGCACAGAAUAGUGGUACCCCUAGUCUACAAGUUCCAGCAUCACCCACCGUUCCUCACCAGAACCAGAAGUACAUCCCGAGCUCUUCUGAGAGUCCUGGGUCCUCACAGCUACCGAACACUGCAGUACAAAGCACACCCCCUCACCUCAAAUCAACAACAGAGAAAUUGGUUGUUGUGAAUCAAAAUAUGCAGCCUCUAUAUGUCCUUCAGACAUUGCCUAAUGGAGUAACACAAAAAAUACAGCUUACCCCUUCAGUACCUCAAGGCACUAGUCGAAUAGAUGGAGAUGUGCCUGUGUUGGGAUCUAUGGGUGCAGGACUCACAUUGGCUACCACACUUAAUCCUACCUUAACAUCUUCAUUUUCUCCUGCCAGCAAAGGUCUCCUCCCAAUGUCUCACCACUCACAUCUCCAAACUUUCCCUGCUGGCCACCAGGCAACUUUUCUUCCCAGCCUUACAAACCAGCCUUCAGGACUUGUUAUUGGAGUUCAGCAUUCUUCUGAACCACAACUCCUUCUUUCUGAAACAGGGCAGAGGCCAGAGUUGACCAACUCCUCCAAUAAUCCUACCUCUGUAUCAAAUAAAAAAAGGCUGAUCUCACGUCUGCACAGUAAGAAAAACAAGAAACUGGCACCUUCUGUUGCACCAGGUGCAAGACAUCCUCCUGAAGUAGUUUCCAACAUGACACUAAUUAAUUUUGCCUCACCCCAACUGACAGAAGGGUUGCCAAAUCACCCAGGUCUGAUUGAUCUCCACACCUUGAGGAGCCAGGCUGCUCACCGUAGUAUUCCCAACAUUAUUAAACGAUCAAAGUCUGGAGUCAUGUACUUUGAUCAGACUCCUCUUCUUCCUCAGGGUGCAGGUGCAGCCUGCACUGUGGGCACUGCACCCAGUGUUAUUGGAUUGGAUGCUCGUCAUCUGACUGGUCAGGUACCAGGGCUGGCUGCUGGCUCCCCAGUUCUAAAUGUUGUGUCAAUGCAGACAUCAUCUGCUGCCCCUCCUGUAACUGGCCAUGUUUCAUUAAGCAGUCCUGGUAUUCUAGGUCCUUCUGAGUUGGGGUCCAUCAGCAACUUUCUCAUUAAGACCAGCCCGCAGGGUUUAGGUAUACAGGAUAACCAUGUCACCAUCCCAACUGGACCAGCAGGACUGUUCAGUCAGAGUCCAUCCAAAGCAACCAUUGCAACAACAUCCAGCAUAUGCAUGGUGCCCUCUUCGCAACCUGUAACUGUGAACCUUGCCCAGCCGGUUCCUGACCCAGAAUGUGCAUAUCCCCUAUCUCAUCACAGACUGAUAAGUAGUCGACCUCAGAUCUUACCAGAUCCAGUCAGUGGGUCUCAUCUUCGGUCCACUGCUCUACAGCUUCCACCAGACCACAAUGGUAAAGUGACCAAAUCCACAUCUUCGGCCCUUGGACUGCAGAGAAGCAGUGCCCAGGCAUCACAGAAACUGAAAAAAGUUAAGAGACAAACACCUUCUGCUGAGAAAAUGUGCAGGAAAAAACACAAGAACUCCCACACUACCCAGGUGGUUCCUUCAGCGUGGGGGAAGGAGAGCGAUGACAAAGCAACAGUCUCCACUUCCUCUGGGAGCCACAAGCUGAAAACUGAUAACCGUGACCAGAAAAGUUCAUCCACAGAAAAUCAGACUGAGUCUGAAGUGCAAGCAAGACCUUUGCCAGCCAGACCAGACUCGCAACCUAAAGUAAAUGAACUGUCUCGGCAAGAAACAAAGCAGGAUGACUCCAAGCAGUUGGGAGAGGAGGAUGCAGGGUUUAGCUCACCUUUAAUGCAGUUGUUGCGGCAAGAGCAGAGUCGACAGGAUUCCCUUCGAGAGCAGAAACAAAGGACGGGUCUUCUAUUUGAAAUCUCCAGUGAUGAUGGCUUCCAGAUUUCUGCCAGCAGUAUUGAUGAAGCCUGGAAAUCUCUUACUGACAAGGUACAGGAGGCGCGGUCCAACGCCAGAUUGAAACAGCUCUCCUUUUCAGGUGUUAAUGGCCUUCGAAUGCUGGGAAUCAUACAUGAUGCCAUUGUAUUCCUGGUAGAACAGCUGUAUGGAGCCAACAGAUGCCGUAACUACAAAUUCCGCUUCCACCGGCCAGCAGGAGAAGAGGAACCUCCACUUAAUCCACACGGAUCUGCACGGGCUGAAGUACACCUCAGAAAAUCUACAUUUGACAUGUUUAACUUUCUGGCAUCCAAACAUCGCCAGCCGCCAGAGUACAAACCCAACGACGAGGAAGAAGAAGAGGUGCAGCUCAAAUCUGCUCGGAGGGCCACAAGCAUGGAUUUGCCAAUGCCCAUGCGCUUCCGACACCUUAAAAAGACAUCCAAAGAGGCUGUAGGUGUAUAUAGGUCUCCAAUACAUGGACGAGGUCUGUUCUGCAAAAGGAAUAUUGAUGCAGGAGAGAUGGUGAUUGAGUAUUCUGGAAACGUCAUACGCUCAACGCUCACUGAUAAAAGGGAGAAGUAUUAUGAUGGAAAAGGCAUUGGCUGCUACAUGUUCCGUAUCGACGAUACUGAGGUUGUAGAUGCCACCAUGCAUGGGAAUGCUGCCCGCUUUAUCAACCACUCUUGCGAGCCCAACUGCUAUUCACGUGUCAUCCCUAUUGAUGGACAGAAACACAUUGUAAUAUUCGCAAUGCGUAAAAUCUACCGAGGAGAAGAGCUCACGUAUGACUACAAGUUCCCUAUUGAGGAUGCCAACAACAAAUUGGCGUGCAACUGUGGGACCAAAAAAUGCAGAAAGUUCCUAAAUUGAUACUGCAAAUACACCAUACUGUAUGCUGGAAAUGUGCGAAUGCAGGACCAACCAAAUUCCUGGCCCAAAUCAGACAAGUGCUGCCAUGUAACUAGUCCUUCUAGGACUGCCCCCCUGCUCGAAGUAGCACUUCCAGCACCAGAUUGCAAUUCAAGGCUGAGUGGUUACUGCUAAUGAACAUGUUAUAUACUCUGUAAAUGUACAGAGUUAACUAUACACUGAUCAGGAAUAUGCUCUGAUGUUUGAUAAGGAUACAGAAUCAAACUCACUGCAUUUAAUUAAGAUACUUCAAAACUGAUCUGCUACCUUGACAGUGUGAACGAACUUUUAAUUAGUCAAGUAGAAUAAUUUAUUUUAUUUUACUUUUUAUUAUUUUUUUAACCAAAUGCUGCAUGGCAGUGCAGGAAAACAAAGAAGUGCAUUUCAGAUGUGUUUUAGAGAAGCAGUUUUUUAUUUUUAUUUUACCCAAGUAAUCUUGUGGGGGCAGUCAGCUUUGAGAGGCUUCAAAAAAGAAAAAAAAGCAUCUCCAGUGGUUCCCCAAUUAUAUAUUGUUUGAGUCAGUGGAUAUUUACAAUGUUUCCCUAAAAUUGUUGGAAACCCUAAGCCUGUUUUAUUUCAGAGAGGUGUCAGUUUAAAUAUGAACCAUUUCUAAUACAUGUUGCUGAUAAUCGAUGCUUUGCACACCCUCAGAUUUGCUACCCCAGUAUUGGUCAGGUAGACACACAGGCUUCCCCUGGUAUAUCAUCCACAGUAUGUUAUGAUAACCUGUAUUUAAUGGGGUGGGAUGUUGUAUGGAUAUGAUUGUUGCCCCUCACCUCCGUAACAUACACUGUUGUAAUUGGUUUGGUGAGGUGAUGCAAUUUUUCAUUGAACCUACUAGGUGAGAGAGACUUCUCUGUUCGUGUUCUAUCUGCUCUUAAACAUAAAGGAGUAUUUUACAAUUCUGACAUAGGAGACAGACUUUGAAGCCACCCUCAAUUUGACUUGGUCACCCAUUUUUAAUAAUUUUUUUAUUCUUCUUUCAUUUUAAAGUAGAGGCACCAAUCCUCCCGUUGCUUGAAAUGGCAUAGCCUGAGAUUGUAAAAUCGUAUGUCCGAGUAAACAUUUGUGAGGGAUAUUGACCUGUUUGUGACCAUCAAGGAGCUAUAUCCAUUGAUCUGACAUGCAUAGGAUAAACAAACUCCUUUAUGAUAAACACCCAUUGCAAUACUUGUAAUUUGCUGGUGAGUGAAUAUCCUUAAUGCCUAGAUGGAUUUUACCAGCUAAUUACAGCCUCAGCCAAUCACAAUACUCUUACCUUGAACAGUAAGCAGUUUUAUUGAUAUUGAUUGGCUUUAAUGCUUUGUUGUUGAAUUAUUUUUCUGUUUUAUGCUGUUGUUUGUACAAAAGGGUGGAGUUAAACGUUAAUGGGGGAGCUUACCCAUACUGCAGGAAAAACCUUUUUAUUUAAUAUUUAAGACAAGUGUGAAAUCAUGCAAUACAGAAUCAUAUACUCUCACUAAAUGAGAGCGGGGGGAGGAGGUUAUGUUUACGAUUGUGGGGUUCUUGACACUAAGCAGGGCUACAAAUCUUCAUAUUACCAACCUUCAAAGCACACCACCAAGCAUGCUUUCUCAAAGCCUUUGCUAGAAACUUCCCAAGUAUUUUAGAAUUGAUCUUAUUCUUGCAGGUAAUGUUGGAUCCAUUUGACUGUGAAACCAAUUCACUGCGAAGAAAGAGACAUUGGGGGUUCCAGUGGGCAGACUUUAAGAGACUAUUUCUUCCCACCCAUUAGUGGUGGAGAUAAAUGAUUCCUCCCUGACCUGUGCGACAAAGGAUUAGCAGUUACAUUUAAACAUUUCCCCACCCAGGAGGGUUUCUCCAAUGUUCCGUUUACAUCUUGUGUUUUAUUUUUUGUAGUAUUUAAAAAUGUUUUUUUACAAAAUGUAAAUACCUCUAUAUUUUUCUAUUGGAAGCACUUAAAUAAUAAGGAAGCACUUAAAAGGGUGGGCAGGGACUUCUUAACAGGAUUUGGGGUUAUGAGGUUUAUUUUUCAAAAGGACUGUUUUUUGGGGGUGUGGGGUGAGUUUUUUUUUGCUGGUCAAUCUGUAAAAUGUUAUUUUUAUCAUAGUCUGCAGAAGAACUAUUUUGGUUACUAUGGAGUCUUCUGUUUUUUUUUUUUUUUUGCCCGUCUCCCAGUUUGGAGGUAUAAAGAGUGAUGUAGUUGGAAGUGAAUUUAUAUGUGCUAUAUUGGUUACAGGCCUUGUAUACCUGAAGAAUUUUGGAAAUAUUUAUUGUUGAAGUGUUAGUUUUACUCAGAUAUGUUGACCGACAAACUUGCUCAUUCACAGACUAGCUACGGAGGAGUUCCAGACCUAGAAUUUAGUACAAGUGCUGCAAAGGCUGCAGUAUACACAUUAUACAAAGGGACGAAUCAUGGUGUUCCCUGGCUGUCCUCUUGUACUCUGCAGUUUAGACGCUAGAUGCUGGGGUGGUUUGGCAGAUGUGAACACUUAACCACACUCACAUUCUCCAUAUGCUUACUUUUUUCCGGUCAGUGCAGGUAACUGUGCAUCAUCAUCAAGUACAGUGGGGGUGCUCACUUUAUAUAUCACAAACUCAAAGCUGUUUGUAGAAGAGGACAGAAAUUCCAGUUCUCAGACCAGGAUUUUAUAAACAGGUAUGCUGUUGGGUUUCACCUGUGAUUUACUGAUGAGUGCACUUACAAUGGGUCUAUACAAUAACUAUUUUACUAUCGGAACAUAAAUAGGCUAGACUGGUAUAUCUAUGCUUUCACUAGCAGACUCAUUUAAAGUGGCACCACAUUUUAAAUCUAACCUUUUGCCAAAGUGACUUCAUGACAUAAGGGAUUUGAUUUUCAUUGGAAGUUUAGUAUAUGUCAAGGAGUUAACAGAUGGAUGGAGACAAGUUGUCCCCAAAAAGAUUGAAAAAAUCUUACAUGACAUUGUCGCUCUGUAAAGUCAUUGUUGAAAGUUCCCGAUUCACUAUGAGACACAUUUAGGAAAAAUUGGAACAUUUACUGGGGAAUUGCAAAAAUGUUACUUGUGAGUUGAAAAAGUUGCCGAGAUAAAAAAAUGUUCCUAACUCAGCUACUUUAGCCUAAGAUUUGCUGUUUCCUUUCCAAUUUUCUACAGUUCUUUGGUCACUGAAUAACUUUUUUCUUUCUUUCUUGAUUUGAAAGCAAAUUGUGUUUCCUCACUUGCUUGUAGUGUUUACACGUGAACAUAUUGUAGCAGCCUUAAUUGAAUUCAGAGCUGCCACGCUUGUACUCUAAGACGUCUUUAUAAACCAGUCUCCUAUUGCACGCAUAAGUUGCCAUCACAAAAAAUAAGGUUCUGCUCAUGCUUUUCUUUUUAAUUGAGGACUGAUUGAACCUGUUAACCGUAAUUUUAUUAGCGCCAGCAAAAUGUGCAGUAAGUACAUCAUGUAACUCAUCCUCCUGAAAUCCAAACACUGCUGCCAAGGUCCUGUAGUAGAUAUUAACGGUAUUGGCUCCAAGUUGACAUUGAUGAAUUUUCUCACUGUAACCUCUCAUUAGGAAGGCAGAAACGUUUUUAAGAGCUGGUAAAAGAAAACUUGCAUGUAGCACUCCCAGCACUAAAUGUUGCAGUUUUUACAGGGUAAAGAAGCAGUCUAUUAUAGUGCAAAAAUUGGGAUUCUUUUCCCUGUAUUAAGGCACUAUACCUGUUAAUGUACCUCAUAGCAAUGGAGACAGCAAGCAGUACCAGCUCCAAUAUAUUACAUUAAGCUUCCAAACGGUCUAUAUAAGAAGAAAAAAAUGCUUUAAUCAUGUGUUUUUAGUUUGUGUUUUUUUUGUGUGCCACAGAACACGCAUCUUUCUGUGGUUUGAAAUCAAUGUUAACUCUUUUAAUGUCUCCUGGGACACACUGAGAGAACUAGUAUACAGGUUCCAAAGGGCAGGAAGUGAUCAUUACUGACUGCUUGCCCAGGAGAUUCCGGAUUAUUUCUGUGCCUAUAUCCAAUUGUGAAUUGUACAACUUAAUUUUUCUCUUAGAACCUCUGUUUCCAAGUACUUAGGGGCACUAACCCCCUUGCAUUUAAGGUUUAAGUAUAAAAAAAUGGGAAAAAAAAUU
Molecule: messenger RNA, 15556 nt
Organism: Pelobates fuscus (common spadefoot toad)
Lineage: Eukaryota; Metazoa; Chordata; Amphibia; Anura; Pelobatidae
Gene: KMT2A
Product: lysine methyltransferase 2A
Exons: 36
Coding region: 69-11462 (3797 amino acids)
Biological process (GO): positive regulation of DNA-templated transcription
Cellular component (GO): histone methyltransferase complex; nucleus
Molecular function (GO): DNA binding; histone H3K4 methyltransferase activity; protein binding
Source: RefSeq, a predicted model, not a curated record